Molecule: messenger RNA, 615 nt
Organism: Sparassis crispa
Lineage: Eukaryota; Fungi; Basidiomycota; Agaricomycetes; Polyporales; Sparassidaceae
Exons: 5
Coding region: 1-615 (204 amino acids)
Source: RefSeq, a predicted model, not a curated record
AUGUGCCUAUCCCCGACCUUGAGAACGUUCAGGCUCGCUACUUCCGACGCGGACGAUCAUCCUUCGGGGAUGCGCAAAAUACUCGUCCCAUGCAUUGCAAGUGAUUGGCGGCAGAGAAUAUGCGGAAGAGGGAGUUCCCGCAACCUGUUCUCGGAGUGCUUUCCUGGAGGAAAUUCGCCGGGAAGUACGUCCACGCAUGCACCACUAUUCCUGCCGGCUAUCAGCAUUGUCCACAAGGACCGAUGCUCCCCGGAGGAGAACGUGCAUUACUCCGAGACGUUCUCGUCGACCUCCAGCAUCAACAUUCAUCAAUACAUCGUGAAAACUCUAGAAGUCACCUGCAUCUUUACAUCCAGAGCCGCGCUUCAGGUUCGAUUUCCAUACCUACAUCUGCUCCUCCAUUUCGUCUGGCUUUAUGUGCGGAUUUCUCGUUCAAUGCCGCGGCGAUUCUACGCAUUCGCGAAUGUGAACCCGAGCUUACGGUGGGGAAUGGAGCCUCGACCUGCACAUUUAAUCGCGGCUAAGACUCGCGCUCCUCGCCACCGCGGCCCGAUCAUUGUCCGACGUCGCAAUUCGACUAGUCCGUCAUGCCUCGAACAUGUAACUUUUCGAUGA